Messenger RNA from Cataglyphis hispanica, 797 nucleotides. RefSeq lists its product as uncharacterized. NCBI's taxonomy places the organism in Eukaryota, Metazoa, Arthropoda, Insecta, Hymenoptera, Formicidae. The coding region runs from base 96 to 464 and encodes 122 amino acids. The record is from RefSeq and is a predicted model, not a curated record. The transcript has a single exon.
UAUAAAAGAAGGUACUUAUUCAUUACAUGGCUAAUUGUAUAAAGAAAGUAACGUUUUGAUUACCUGAAUAGUAGAGAGAAAAUUAAACAAAAAUAAUGGGAGACUUAAACAAGUGUACUGUGGCGGCAUUGAGAGAAGAGUUGCGAUAUAGAGAAUUACUAACAGAGGGCAAAAAAGCGGUCCUCGUGGAGAGAUUACAAAAAAGUAUUAUCUUAGAGCAGCAGCGAAUCAAUCGACCGGUCCUUGCAGAAUUUCUAAAUGCUGAAUUGUCAGUUGAACAAGUGGAUAGUGCAAAUAAAGGAAAUGCCAAUUUAGUAGAAAGAGGAGAAGAACAACCAACAGAAAACUCGAUACAAAAGCUGGAGUCUGUAAAACGAAAACUCAUUUCUGUGAGAUGUGAAAAGAAAUUGCUGCAACAGAAGCUCGAUUUUCAAAAACGUAAGAAUGAAUCGAUGCAAUCGUGAACUGGACAAAAUUAAGCAGAGUAAUGUGUCUUUGCAAUGUGAGAUCCCAGCCAGCGAACAUUACUUCGACAAGUUCAAGAAAUACGCGUUCUGAAUUUAAUGGAAAAAAAUAUUUGUAAGUAAAGCUGUGGUGUUAUUAUUAAUCUUGCAAUAAAAAAACUGCUAAAACGAAUGUCGAUAUCAUUAGAUCCGAAAUCUGAAAGACCAAGACAUCAUCAGGAUCACGAGAUGAUAUACCCUCUAGAAUACAAUGAGGGAAGCUACAUGCCAAAACGGCAAAGGUCAUCAUAUAACGACAUAUAAUACAAGAAGAACAAUAUUCAUAUUCGUAUA